AAAAGUGAAAGGCAAACAGAAAAGAUCCAAAAAGAGCUACUAAUAUUUUCAUGCAGUACAGAUACAAUAAUCUGGCACAUUUGUAUAACAUGCCAUGUGCCUUCAAGCAAUCUUACAGGCUCAGUGCUGACUUACCGUUAUACCAAUUUGAAAACGAGGACGCUGAUUUAUGAGAAAGAAACGCGAAGAAGGUUGAUGCAGAAAGCGGAACAAGAAUAAAAAUAAGAAGACCAAGAUUUUCGAUCCUUUUGUCUGUAGAAAUCAUAAUUAAUGUAGCUGCAUAAAAUAAUAUAACGGAGUGGAGGCCAGUGCCUGUGAGAUAGCUACUCAGUCAGGUGAGGGUGGUGUCCUCCAAUUCGACAAAAAAGAAAUUUGACCAUCUGCUUGAAUUUGCUAAAAGUUUCGGAUCAGGAAUUAAGUGGUAUGGUGGAAUUCUUGAAUCUAAAAAAGAAAGUGUGAUCUUUCAGCGACGCAUGACGUGGAUUUCUUUCAUCUGUUUAUAUAUGAUGUAGAUUUUCCCACGAUUUUCCACUCGAUUUUAUGUGGUUUUCUGAUCCCCAUACGUACAUGGCUAACCAACUAAGUAGCUUUGUUUUUAUCGAUGUUACGUUAAGAAGACUGGUAGUUUGCAUAACGGCUUUUCAAAUUACCUUCGCAUAAACCUACAUAAUUUUUCUUCUCGAUUGUGUUGCCUUGGAACACUGCUGUAACUUAGGCUUCUCAAACUGCCUUUAUCAAGCGGUAUGAUAUCAAUGUCUACCAGAGAAUCAACCAGUACUCGAUCAAUUAUCAGCCCUUAAAUUCCUGUUUGAUUGCUGAUGCUGAGUUUAGAAUGAUGCUGGUAAUAAUUAGAACGAAUAUCAGUAAUGCAGAUCGUAAAAGCAGCUUGCAUUUUCGAUUAAAUGGCGAGCUUGAAUUCAAUUUUCAAGGAAUAACACCCGGCAGGACUCAAAUAUUCUUGGUCCCUGCAGCACAGUAUAACAAUAUAAAUUCACUGGAAGUCUCAGCACCACGGCAUAGCAAUUUGAUUUUAAAUGAGAUCAUCCUCUUUAAGGAGUUUUUGUUUGAGAAACGAUUCGUGCAUUUUGAAUUACUCACAAGACAAAUAUAUUAUGUUAAUGAACAGAAAGGCACUGAAACUAGUAACAUUACGAUAGCCACCGGUCAAGGUGGUACUGACGAUGGUGUAGUGUUGAGAUUGUAUUUCACUCAAUGUGAGACAAACGUUACGCUGGACACACCUGCUAAUGACUUUCAGCCGUACUCUAUAGAUGUCUUUAAUGUAUCUCUUCCUUCGUGUGGUACAUUGCAUUGCAUAAGAUUGUAUCAGCUUAUGUCGACUUCGGUCUGGGACGUGCGGAAUAUUACAAUUUUAUAUAGAAAAUCAUCUCGUUUUUUCAUGAAUGGAGACCCUAACAUGCAUGUGAAGAAAUUAUACUGCAAAAAUAACGUGAACAAAGAUGUGAAGAAAUGGACAGUGACUGUCUACAACAGUGCCGACAUCACAAACAAGCUGACUUUUAAAUUAGUCGGAGUUACUGGUGCUUCACAGACACAUUUUUUAAGUGAAAACGACAAAGAUAGCACAUAUGAAAACAGAUAUAAUUUUAUCAGUUCUGAUAUUGGAGAAUGGGAUACUUUAUGGAUCGUCGUAUACGAAAAUAUAACGAUUAGAAACGGAUUUCAAUUAAUGUUCAAUGAAAGCAGACGUCAGCAUAUGAAUUUCACCGCACUUGGUGAGAGCAGCACACGGAAUAAACAUUUUACAGUUCCUUGUACAAGUUAUCUAAUAGCUGCUGAUGCCGGAAAUUAUUUUUUAACAACCUGCUUUGAAAAUAACCUUUGUUUGUAUGAACCGGAUUUGAUAGAUAACUCUGUAGCAGGUCUUUUUCCAAACGUAACCUCAGACUGGUUUCUACGAAUAACAAAUAUCAGCCACGAUAAUAUAAUUCUGAAUAUUAUUGUAAACAAUAUCAUAACUUCAUAUGGCCCAUCCAAUUUAAACAGACGAAUACUAGAAAUACGUUGUAAAAUAUACAGGAACAAUUUUGACGACAGAAUAUAUAUUCGACUCUUUCCAGGAGGAAAAUGUGACACAGUCAGAAUUGCUAUUUGGUGGGGAGAGGAUUAUAGAUUGAUCCCCUACAACACUCAGUUAUUACAAACCACUAGUUACUGUGAAUGGCUUAUAAGAAAAUUCCCAAUUACAACAUCUGAAACAACAACAAACGAAAUAACAACAGAACAAGAUACACAACCGCAAUGGACGAAGAAAACAACUUCUAUCACAGCGAAACCAGAAUAUACCAAAGACGCGGUGAUAACUAGUAAGGAUGAAAAUGAAAUAACUGACGUGGGGAAAGUCACCAAGUCAGAUGUCCACAUAAAAACAGAUGCCUACUAUAGAACAGAAGAUGAGCAAAAUAAUAGAGAAGAUCGCACUAAACCAGUAGUUACGGAGUCUUCGAUUGUUUUCACUAGUGACAGCGUUAAGUACACCAGUACUCAGAAAGCUACUCAAAAAAUAAUAACUCCUGAGUAUGACAGUACUAGCUACAAGAGAAGUAGGGCCGAUAAUACUGUGGCCAUUGGAACAAUCAGCCUGAAUCCUCUCAUUACGACCAAUACCACUGAAAUCACAAUAACGAGCAACACCAGACCUGUGGAGAAUGCAUCAGUUGAAACAGUUUGUUCAUGUCCUUGCAAUAAACAACCGAUGAAGAAUUUGACAAGCGAAGAAAUUGUUGAAAAACUGAAUCAACUUGCGACUGAGUUAACUAUUCCACGCAACACGACAUCAAAGUACAAACGGUCCAAAAUCAGUGCGCCGGAUGAGAGAGAAUCUUCAUUAUAUAUUAGUACUUUUAUUGUAAUGAUCGUCACAAUACCGUUUGCCCUCAUAAUCUUCCUUGAUUUAAUUCCACUUAUAAAGUGGGUCUUUAUAAAGUGUAUGUAAAAAUAUUUGUUCGCAUAAAAUAUAACUUGUACCAUUUCAUAAAUAUAUCACCCCUAU
Molecule: messenger RNA, 3013 nt
Organism: Octopus bimaculoides (California two-spot octopus)
Lineage: Eukaryota; Metazoa; Mollusca; Cephalopoda; Octopoda; Octopodidae
Molecular function (GO): protein binding
Source: RefSeq, a predicted model, not a curated record